Molecule: messenger RNA, 2091 nt
Organism: Megalobrama amblycephala (Wuchang bream)
Lineage: Eukaryota; Metazoa; Chordata; Actinopteri; Cypriniformes; Xenocyprididae
Exons: 9
Coding region: 90-1781 (563 amino acids)
Source: RefSeq, a predicted model, not a curated record
GUAAUGGAGACGGCCGCUUACGUCACUGGAACGAACGACCGUUAACAAUUCUGCCAGUUUCGCGGUUUCACCAUUUAGUGCACUUGGAGAUGGCAUUUACUAUGGAGCAGCUUGAUUCUGUGACACGGUCCACUUUACAAGCUGCAAAUAUCAGCACAGCAGUUUUACCAACUUUGUCACGUGAUGACAUUCGUGAUCUUUUCCCCGGACCAGAAAACUUUUUACGACGAAAAACCAUAUGGGAGACGUUUCAUUCUGACAAGGAGCAGGGACAUGAGGCAGGAUGCUCUAAUCAAAACAAGGAGCAGGAUGACAUUGGUUUGGCUUCUGCUCAAACUCAGUCUGAAAUCCCAGCGACAAGGCGCAGUAUCUUUGAAGAGCCCAGGGGUCAUAAUACAUUGGAUCCUCCAAGAACCUUGCAGUUGCCCAACCCUGAAUAUGUUGUUUACACUGACAGCGAGUUAGAACAUGUUAGAAAGGAGUAUUUUGAUCUGCAGCGAGUUGGACAAGAAAGAGGUUGCAGACUUUCCAAAGAACUUCGUUGUCGACUAGUGAGGAACACUGUGACUAACAUGGUGUCUAUCAUGAGAGCAUCAAGCACUGACUUUAUGUAUCCAUCCAAAAAUGAUGUAUUUGCAAUGGCAAAGCGACUGGUAGACUACUAUCCCAUGCUUCGAGAUGACUCUGUGAACUGCAAACAUACUUCGGAUUCCAUCUUCAAGCAAUUAAUGAAGAGACUCCACAACAUAAGAACCCCAAAGAAGAAACAGGGUCCAACACCACAACGAAGCAAGAAAAGGCGUUUGGAUUUUGAGGACUAUGAUGGUGAUUCAAGCUCUUGCACGUUAGAUUCAGCAGAAAGCAGCAAUGCUUCAACUGUAAUACUGGACACAGGAGAGAGCAGCACACCACCAUCAGUGAGCACAAAAUCACUUGCUGGAGGAACAGCAGAACAAGACAUACCAUUCAGUCAGACUGACAGUAGAAGAGAUGAAGAUUCUGACACUGAUAGUCAACAAAGCCAGGCCAGACAUUAUCACACCCUCCAAGAGAUCUAUAAAAGACCAAAGCCUAACAAGGAAGCAGUUGCUCAACUACUUGACCUUGAGUUUGAUGCUCGGAGAGCCUUCAUCAACUCUGACUGUUUCAAAGAGCAGGACAGACCUUCAAAGAUAUUGCAAGCAUACCCCUGUUUCAGAGAACUACAUCAUGUGAUGGAUGAACUUGGCCGGAUUCUUGACAAAGGAAACCCCAGAUUCAUCUCAAAACUAAAGGCCCGUUGGGAGAGCUUCUACAGCAAAGCUCAAUUCUAUGGGGUUUACAAAAAGGUUUUGAAGCCACCAAUGACACUAGAUGGAGUGAAACACUCCAUAGCCAUGAUGAAGGCUCUUCCAGAGAUGUUCCCAUCACCUGUAGCCCCACCAAAAAAGACAGGACAUGCAAGUGAAGCAAUCCUGCAUAUCCUAGAGCCAACAGAAAACCCAGAUUCGUUCCUCAAGGGGAGACAACUCUUCAGUCCCGUCCUGAUCUUGUCAGAGGACAACUGCAUGUUAGCCAUUGGUACUACACCUGUUACUACUUUCCCACGAGAAGACCUUCAUGAAGGUGUGCUCUACCUAAUGGCAUACUAUUAUGCACUUCAUCUUGUGUAUCCGAAGUGUGUUGCAACUCUACUGUCUGUGCUUCAGACAGAAGUGAUUUCAGAUGCAAUCCAUGGUCGUGAUGCAACUUCCUCCUACAAAAAAGCUAUCUCGGAGUGGAAAAAGUUCAUUGGGGAGUAGUGAAAAAGUACCAAGUCAGACUUAGGUCUUUUGAUCACUAAUUGUUCACAGCAGUUGUUUUCAUCAAGUUCUUAGAGACAGCAGUUGCUUUAUUUCUAAUACAGAAUGAAAAUGCUCUUUUUAUUCUUGUUCUCUUUUUUUUCAUUCUUUUUUUUUUCUUUUCUUUUUUUUCACUGUCUCAGUGAUGUAUCUGUAACCUUGGGCAAGCUACAUUUUUAAAGGCUUACCAGUUGCUGUGAUAUGAUGCGUUGCAGUCAAAUUCAAACAAUAGUUUGUUUUCCUUUUGCAAUUGGAGUUAAUAAAGCAUCUC